AGUCGAGGACAGAUUUUCCGGAAAGACGGUACUAACAUUGAUGGCCGCGUGCACCACAAAUUGUAGCGAAAGAAAACAAACACAAAUCAAAAAAAUAUAAAUACUCCGCACGCCGUCCAAACGCGUUCUUCUCUAAUUGAAUUAAUGCAUAAAUUUAAUUUGUAAAAUCUCUGUCAGUGUCGCGAAAUUGCACUUGAAAAAUUUGUUCAAAAAUAUAAUAAAAUCCGACAUAUGUAAUAAUAAAAUUUGGCGACACUGGUGUUUGUUGUUCGUAUGCCAAUUCUUGUUCAGUCACUUGCAGACACUGGACGCACAGCAUCGCACAGUGUGAAUUAGUUUUCACAAUUUCGCAUAAAUUUUACGUUUUCCUUUCGUUUGCGCGCGUUUAUGUCGCACAGUUUUUCGCGCUUAGCGUCGGUGACCAACGUAAACAUUCAAACUGAGCUCGUCAAAGCCACCGAUAACGCGGCGCGCGCAGCACGAGCUGCAAACGUUCACGAUAGCAGGCGACAGCGGUGACGGCGAUGACGUCGGUAGUGUUGCUGGCAGCAGCAGCUACGACAUUGCAUUGCGCAGGCAUAGCGGCACGCGGGGUUCUAUUAGUGCGGGUGGUGUGCGGGAUGGUGGCACUGCAAAGGCACGUAUACGUGAAACGCGUUUAUCGCCGGCAGCGCUGAACAGACGUGAACUGAAGAUGGCCAUGCGUAAUGGUGUUGGUGGUGGUCGCAAAGGUAGUACCGGUGGACCGCCACCAGCGCCCUCGUCGGGACUGGGCACAGCCAAUAUGCUGCGUAAAAUCCCGACAGUAUCGGCGAGCUAUGACAACGAGACGCACACCGGUUCUAGGAGUAGCGCGAUCAACUCGAGUCAACCAAAAUUCAUACGUCCGGAUAUGGUUGAUGUGCCGGCACAACAGGCCGCCGGAUCCACGUUACCAUUGGUGUUGACACGUAAAAAAGGCGAUGAGGAGGAUGUCAAUUAUAAUCCGUUCGAGCACCGGAAAGUCGAUCACCCGACCUCCGAUAUGGAGACCUUGGUGCAUCUGCUGAAGGGUUCACUCGGCUCCGGUAUACUUGCCAUGCCGAUGGCCUUCAUGAACGCUGGACUGUGGUUGGGCUUAAUCGCCACCUUUGCGGUGGGCACACUUUGCACCUACUGUGUGCAUAUACUCGUCAAAUGUGCGCACAUCCUCUGUCGGCGGCGUAAAAUACCGAUGAUGGGUUUCGCCGAUGUGGCCGAACAAGCCUUCCUCGACGGUCCGCCCGGUUUGAAUCGCUGGUCUCGUUUCAUCCGUUUCAUGGUAAAUGUCUUCCUUGUUAUCGAUUUGAUUGGCUGCUGUUGCAUUUAUCUGGUGUUCGUCGGCACAAAUGUCAAGGCGGUGUUGGAUGAAUAUAUGGAGGAACCAUUGAAUAUACGCGUAUGGAUUGUAAUUGUUACCUGCCCAUUGUUGGUUAUGUGCCUGGUGCGCAAUCUGAAGUAUCUCACACCCUUCUCGAUGAUCGCCAAUAUUUUGAUGUUUGUCGGCAUUGUGAUUACAUUCUAUUAUGUAUUCGAUGAUUUGCCUGCACCAUCGGAACGCGAUGGCAUCGUGAAUGUCGUGCAAUGGCCACUCUUCUUCGGCACUGUAAUCUUCGCGUUGGAAGGUAUUGGUGUAGUUAUGUCGUUGGAGAACGACAUGAAGAACCCUACACAUUUCAUUGGUUGCCCAUCGGUGUUGAAUUUCGGUAUGGGUGUUGUGAUUUCGCUCUACACUUUGGUUGGUUUCUUUGGUUACUUGAAGUAUGGCUCAAAGACCCAAGGCAGCAUUACGUUGAAUUUGCCGGCUGAAGACAAAUUGGCUCAGUCUGUCAAGCUUAUGAUUGCUAUUGCGAUCUUCUUCACAUUUACGCUGCAGUUCUAUGUGCCGGUGAGCAUCAUUUGGAAGGGUAUUUCACACAAAAUCUCCGAAGAGCGCAAAAAUAUUAGCGAAUAUGCACUGCGUAUUGCUUUGGUGGUUCUUUGCGGCGCCAUUGCCGUUGCGUUACCCAAUUUGGGUCCCUUCAUCUCACUCAUCGGUGCUGUGUGCCUGAGUACACUCGGCAUGAUCAUACCAUCGGCCAUCGAAUUGGCUGUAUACCAUGAGGAUCCCGGCUAUGGCCGUUUCAAGUGGCGUCUAUGGAAGGAUAUCGGUCUGAUUAUCUUCGGCAUAGUAGGCUUCGUAACGGGCUUAUACGUAAGCAUACUCGAGUUCCAUGCCGAAUUCAGCGGUAGCCAUAUUGGUGAAAAUGCCUCAUAAUUGAAGCAUUCAUGACCUGCAGUAUCACAAAAUAACAAAAACAAAAAUACGAAAAAAAUAUAAAUUUAAUUAUGCAAGAUAAUAAUAAUCUAAUAUACAUAUAUAUAUAUAUACAUAAAUACGUAUGCAUAUAGUGUUAGUGAUGUAGUUUAGUAGAAAGCGUAAAACAAACAAAAAAAAAAUACAAUAACAACAAUAAAUGCAGCUUUAUGUCGAUGCGCGCGCGUAUUUUGCAUAUCGAACAGUAAUUUUAACCAAACCAAACCAAAACAAAUGAACAGUUAACACAAUUCGUAGAACUACUUGUAAUUAGUAAGCAAAUACGCAUACAUAUAUAUAUAUAUAGAGUAAAGCGUUAAUUUUAACUAUCAUAUUCGAGAAUUGAGAAACAAAACAAAAAUCUUAAAGAAAUCACCGUUUUAUGAACAAAUUGCCGUUGAACUUUACAUACAGCGUGUAUCUGCGCUGGGCUACACAGUUGAUUUAGUAAUGUAAGAUUUUUAUUUAGUUUGUAAAUGGAAAGCAAAAGCAAAAACAAAAACAAAAACAAUGUAAUGUAUGUAUGUUAAAUUUUCAUUUCGUUUGCGCACCACAAGCUUGUGGCAAGCGCAAAAGCGGUAAGCAAAGUAGUAAUAAUGUAGUAUUUUUUUUUGUUCCUUCGCCGGCUGCGUCCGUACGCGUCCAGCUGGCGAACUCCAAUUGGUCUGUGAAGUUUUCUCUUUUGCAAAGAAACAAAGAUUUUAUUAUUAAUGCAAGUUUAUGCUAAUUUCUAAUUUACUAACAAUGCAAAUGAAGUAUUCACUCUAUGUGGUUUACGUGGCUGUUAACGCGAUUGUUGAGCAAAUGGUUUGCGCAAACAUUUAGUGAAAAAGUAAAAAUAUAUAUAUACAUAUAAUUAAAUGCUUUAAUUUUAACGGUAAACAAGAUAUUUGUAAACAAAUUGUGACAUUGCAGUGAUUUAACAAUAAUUUAAAAAUAAUAAUCUUUUUUUUAUUACUUUCUUAUUUCAAAUUAAACACUUUCUGUAAUUUUUAUUUAAUUUUUUUGUUCAAUAUUUUUUAAUUUUAAUUAAAAAUUUUUUUUUUAGUCUUAAUCCGAACUAAAAACCCUUUCUUUAAGUAUUAAUUAAUUAAAAUUUUUUUGAUUUGUAAAUUUUUCAAAAGUCUUUUUUCUAAAUUUUAUUUAUUUAAUUAAAUAUUUAUAAAUUUAAUUAUAUUUUUUUUUAAAUUAUAUUUAAAGUUUAAUUAUUAAUUCUUAAAUUUUAUUAUUUUUUGUUUUAACUUCAAAAAUUUUACUUUGAUUGUCAAGAAAGCAAUUUAAAUUUGUAAAAAUUUUUUAAAUUUCUUCAUUCAUCAUCAAUAUAUAUAUUUUUUUUUAAUUAAAAUUUUGUUUGUAUUCUUUUUCGUAAGUUGUCAUUUUGUUAAUUAAAAUUUUGUUUUAAAUGUUGCUAGUUUUUUUAUUGCUGUUUUGCUUUAAAUAUUUCCAAUGUUUUGAAGCAUAAGUUAUGAUACGCAAUUUGUUUUUUUAUUUAAAAACAAUUUCCUGUACUUUUUUCAUAAUUUAAAAUUUUUUAAUUACCUUUUUUUCUUACUUUUUAAACCUUGAAAUUUUUUAAACUAAAAUUUGUAUACUUUUUCCUAUUGUAAUUAUUCUUUGCAACUUAAACACUUUUUUUUAACAAAGGAAAUUUUUUUUUAAUUUUUAAUUGCAAUUUUAAAAACUUUUGCUUUAAAUCUCAAUAAAAGAAUUUAAAUAUUUAUGCUACGUCACGUGACUCCGCUGAGCGCACGUGAUGACAUGACAAAUUUACUAACUAAUUAAAGAAAACAAGCAGAACAAGAAGAAGAUAGUAACUACUACCAAAUCUUAUUUGUUGCAAAUGUUCCUAACACUUACACAAUUGUGUUGUUAUUAUUAUUUUUAUUUUUAAAUAAGUUAAUUUAAAGUAAUCAUAUGAAAGAAAUCACACACACACACACAUUCACCCAACUUUGGCUAAAAGCAAUUCAUCAACAAAAAAUCAUCAAAAAACGUAAAAGACCUAAAUUUUCAAAACUCAUUAUGAAAAACAAAAAAAACAUUUUGCACCGCAAUAAUUCAUUGGCAAGCAAUUUUGUGCUCAUUAUUAUACUUCGUAUAUACAUAAGUAUAUAUAUAUACAUAAAUUGUAUCAUACACACUAACACAUACAUUGUACGUACAACGGCAAACAGUUUUUAGAAAAAAAUUUACAACAACAAAAUAAUAAAAAUAAUAAACCCGAAAUGCGCGUGAUAUGCUUUUUUGUAUCACCUCGUCAUUUCUGCGAAGCUGUGCUAUAUAUACAUACAUAUUUUUUAAGAAGUAAAGUCAACAAAUACACAAUUUCACAUAACGGAAAUUUAAUGCAAGCAAUAUACCCAUAUGAAUUAUAUAAAACUAUUUGCAAACAGUUCUUAUUGCUAAAGUCAGCAUUCAUACAUAUAUAUAGAUUUAUUGUUUUGUUUCUUGCCCAAAUAACAUUUUUAUCAAGCGAUUUUAUUUAUAUGAGGUAAACAUUAUUGUAAAAAAAAACAACAACUAUCUUUGUAAAAAUUUCUACUUUUACUUAUAUUCGUUUUAUGUUCUGAUUUUAAUUUUGCAACAAAUAUAAUUUUAAAUAAAUUAAGUUUAAGAAAAAAGUUUAAAA
Bactrocera oleae (olive fruit fly) is the source of this 4943-nucleotide messenger RNA. Its product is annotated as proton-coupled amino acid transporter-like protein CG1139. Gene Ontology annotation, biological process: amino acid transmembrane transport. The record is from RefSeq and is a predicted model, not a curated record. Gene Ontology annotation, molecular function: L-amino acid transmembrane transporter activity. Lineage: Eukaryota; Metazoa; Arthropoda; Insecta; Diptera; Tephritidae.